Messenger RNA from Cryptosporidium ubiquitum, 759 nucleotides. RefSeq lists its product as uncharacterized. The record is from RefSeq and is a predicted model, not a curated record. Lineage: Eukaryota; Apicomplexa; Conoidasida; Eucoccidiorida; Cryptosporidiidae. The transcript has a single exon. The coding region runs from base 1 to 759 and encodes 252 amino acids.
AUGAUUCUUAAACAAGGGACUCUAACUAUGUUUAUUUACAUAUUUAUUGUUUUUCAGAAUUGCAUAUAUACUAAAUUUGUCAAUGCUAAUUCAGUUGGAAAACUUGGAUACUAUGAUUAUGAUGAAGGCAAUGUUCGUAAUCGAAAUAUAUCAGGAGGGUUUAAGAAGAAUUUUGAGCCGUUGAAAAAUAACUUUAUCAAAUUCUUUUUAAAUGAUGAAAGUGAAGCAAACUCAGAAACUAUUUAUCAUACUUCUGCCAAUACUCCUUUCAUGGACUUUUCUCAUGGUUCCUUAAUUAAAAAAGUCGUUCCAAAAUCCGAGAAAGUAUGUUCUUCUAUUCAACUCAUGUCAUUCUGGAGACUUUAUAGUGAUGUUAUUGAUUUAGUUGAGUCUGAGUUAAUUAAUACCUUUAACUCAAAUCUAGUACAUAAGACAAUUCCUAGAGAACUUUGUGAAAAUAACCAGGCAUUGACUCAAUCGGAGGGAAUCAGUGAAGAUAUUUCUGAAAAAUUAAAAACGACUCAAUUUAGUUUUAACUCAACCAAAAACCAUUUUUCGUCUCUAAGUAGAACGAAUUCCGAUCAACUUAAAAACGUAACAGAAAACUCUUUAAGAUUUAAAAAAGACACAAAUAAGGUCAAAGAGAAGUCAAGUCAAACUGAGAGCAAUCGUACUAAUAAUAAAAGACAAAGAAGAAGUCAUAAUAACAAAAAAUCAACUUUCCAAUUUGGUGUUCACAAAUAUUUUCAUAUUAACUAA